This is a messenger RNA of Penicillium argentinense, 624 nucleotides long. RefSeq lists its product as uncharacterized. Bases 1 to 624 code for a protein of 207 amino acids. The record is from RefSeq and is a predicted model, not a curated record. The transcript has a single exon. Lineage: Eukaryota; Fungi; Ascomycota; Eurotiomycetes; Eurotiales; Aspergillaceae.
AUGGCCACCACAACGGCCAUGCCCUCGCGCCAACUCCUCACGGCCCUCUUUGGCUCGCUGGGCAACACCCGCUGGUCCCUCUCGCGCGUCCUCCGCAGCGACAACCCCCUCGACAUCAACGGCGAACUGCGGGGCACUGCCGCCUUCACCGCGCUUAACCCCUCCGAUCGCGACUGGCUCUACAGCGAAGAAGGCGAGAUCCCGAGUGCCGUCACCGGAGCGGCUGCAGUGGCCGGCCUCCGCUGGACCAAAAAGUACAUCUGGCGCGGCAGUGACACUGGUCGGAUCAGCGUGUGGUUCGUCAAGGUCGCCCCGGGCCCAGACGAGGCCGAUUACCUCUUUCACAACUUCGAUUUCUCCGAGUCCACCUCCCCAGCGGAUGCCAAUGAGUCGACCGGCGAUUUCGUCACUCCGCCCAACCCUCCUGUCGUCGUCACCUCGGAUCCGACCACCAUCCUCGCCGCGCAAGGGAAUCACCUCUGUAUCAAUGACAUGUACCGCACCGCCUACGCCUUUCGCAUUCGUCCCGAGACCGGCGAGGUGCUCAGCUGGGCCAGCCGACACGUCGUCAAGGGCCCCAAGAAGGACCAGGACAUCGUGAACUCCUACCAACGGCUAGAAUGA